This is a messenger RNA of Cornus florida, 4186 nucleotides long. Its product is annotated as protein phosphatase 2C and cyclic nucleotide-binding/kinase domain-containing protein. Gene Ontology annotation, molecular function: cation binding; ATP binding; protein kinase activity. NCBI's taxonomy places the organism in Eukaryota, Viridiplantae, Streptophyta, Magnoliopsida, Cornales, Cornaceae. The record is from RefSeq and is a predicted model, not a curated record. The transcript has 16 exons. The coding region runs from base 435 to 3671 and encodes 1078 amino acids. Gene Ontology annotation, biological process: protein phosphorylation.
CCACACAUGCACUGACACAUCUUCCCCCCUGAAGCCUUUAAUUUACGCCUACAAAUCACCUAACACAGACCAACGCGUCUCUUUCCUCUAUCUCUACACUACGCGCUCGGCUCACCACAUCACCACCCCUCUUCCUUUACUCCGAUCAGUCACCGGCGGUCACUCUCAGUGCCACCCAGUAGCCGAAGAAGACGACGCCACUGAAUGCAUUCCGAGUAAACCACUUUAUAUAUCUGCAACUGGGCAAGGUCUAUGUCGUUUCUUACUUUCGGGUAAUUCCAUUAGUAGUCUCCAGAUCCACAACCCCAACAGAGUACGUGAUCGGGUUUUGUGGAUUGUGCUGUUCACAGAUUCAACCAAUUGUUGACGCUGAACCUUAUGAAGCUUUUGGCUGUUCUGUUAUCUGGGCUAAAUUCACUUUGCUCGUCCUGGUAAUGGGUUGUGUUUAUUCAAGGGCCUGUAUUGGUGAUGUUUGUACACCUAGAGACAGGUUUAAAGGAAAUGAAAAUGCAAGAGAAGCUGAGAUUGGUGUUUUCUCACCUGCUUCUUCAGAUGGGGAAGAAGGGGAAAUUAGAGAUCAAUUGAAUGCACUAAGCGGAACUAGGGAUUCUGAAGUGGGUAUUACUAGACUUUCUAGGGUUUCAGGACAGUUUCUACCUCCUGAUGGGUCGAGAACCAUUAAGGUUCCUUCUGGGAACUACGAAUUGCGAUACUCGUUCCUAUCUCAGAGAGGGUAUUACCCUGAUGCCCUUGAUAAAGCUAACCAAGAUAGUUUUUGCAUUCACACUCCAUUUGGGACAAACCCUGAUGACCAUUUUUUCGGGGUCUUUGAUGGGCAUGGAGAAUUCGGGGCGCAAUGCUCACAGUUUGUCAAGCGGAAGUUGUGUGAAAAUCUGCUUCGAAAUAGUCGAUUUCAUAUGGAUGCUGUCGAGGCAUGUCAUGCUGCUUUCUUGACUACAAAUUCGCAGUUGCAUGCUGAUACUUUGGAUGAUAGCAUGAGUGGAACAACUUCAAUUACGAUAUUGGUUCGGGGUCGAACGCUCUAUAUUGCUAAUUCUGGUGAUUCUAGGGCUGUUAUAGCUGAGAGGAGAGGAAAGGAUAUUGUGGCUGUUGACUUAUCAAUAGAUCAAACUCCAUUUCGAUCUGAUGAACUUGAACGUGUUAAACGAUGUGGAGCAAGAGUUCUCACUUUAGACCAGAUUGAAGGGCUAAAGAACCCAGAUGUACAGUGUUGGGGCACUGAAGAAGGUGAUGAUGGUGAUCCUCCUAGACUAUGGGUACAAAAUGGGAUGUAUCCUGGUACGGCUUUUACAAGAAGUAUAGGUGACUCUGUUGCUGAGACAAUUGGUGUUGUUGCAAACCCUGAAAUUGUUGUUUUGGAGCUCUCGCCAGGUCAUCCUUUCUUUGUGCUUGCCAGUGAUGGGGUGUUCGAGUUCCUCUCUAGCCAAAUGGUGAUUGACAUGGUUGCAAAACAUAAGGAUCCUCGUGAUGCUUGCGCUGCAAUUGUUGCGGAAUCUUAUCGACUUUGGCUACAAUAUGAAACUCGUACAGAUGACAUUACUGUAAUAGUUGUGCAUAUUAAUGGGCUAACUGAUACCACUGUUGAUCAAUCAACAAGUCCUGGUGCACUUUUAAGACCCCCUCUCCCUCAAGUUGUAGAGGUGACAGGAUCAGAGUCUCCUUCUACCAUAAGCUGGAAUUCUAGGAACCAACGUGCAAGGCAUGAUUUAUCACGGGCUCGUCUUCGUGCCAUCGAGAGUUCUUUAGAGAAAGGGCAAAUCUGGGUUGCUCCAUCUUCGGGCCACAGGAAGACCUGGGAAGAGGAAGCACACAUUGAGCGGGCAUUGCAUGAUCAUUUUCUUUUCAGAAAACUAACUGAUUCUCAGUGUCAUGUCUUGUUGGAUUGCAUGCAAAGAGUUGAGGUUCAACCAGGAGACAUUGUGGUGAAACAGGGUGGUGAGGGUGACUGUUUUUAUGUUGUUGGCAGUGGAGAAUUUGAGGUCUUCGCAACACAGGAGGAAAAGAAUGGAGAGGUGCCCAGGGUUUUACAACGAUACACGGCCGAAAAAUUAUCAUCGUUUGGGGAGCUGGCAUUAAUGUAUAAUAAACCACUCCAGGCUUCUGUUCGCGCUGUGACAAAUGGAACUCUUUGGGCCUUGAAAAGAGAAGAUUUUCGUGGAAUUCUUAUGUCGGAGUUUUCAAAUUUGUCAUCACUGAAGGUGCUUCGGUCGGUGGAUCUUCUGUCAAGGUUAACAAUCUUACAGCUGAGUCACAUUGCAGAUUCUCUUUCUGAAGUUUCUUUUUCUGAUGGGCAGACAAUAAUUGAACAGAAUGAGACUCUCAUGGGGUUGUACAUUAUCCAGAAGGGUCAAGUUAGAAUUACUUUCAAUGAAGAAGUAGUUAAUAGUCAUAAUGUCUGCAGCCUUGUACCUGACAGUGAAAAGCAGGAUGAUGAUAUGCAGAACAACAAAGAGCUCUCAGUGGAGAAGGCUGAAGGAAGCUAUUUUGGAGAGUGGAGACUUCUUGGUGAGCAUAUUAGCUCGUUAAAUGCAGUUGCUGUUGGCGAUGUGGUAUGUGCUGUUCUAACGAAGGAAAAGUUUGACUCGGUUGUUGGUCCUUUGGCAAAGCUUUCGCAGGAUGAUCACAAGUCAAGGGACUAUUCUCUCAGUUCUCUGGAGAAAUCUAUCAAAAGUAUUGAUCCUUCAACUCUUGCAAAAAUCAAGCUCUCUGAUUUGGAGUGGAGAAAGUGUUUCUAUUCCACUGACUGCAGUGAGGUCGGGCUUGUACUUCUGAGAGACUCAGAAAAUUUUCUUAGCUUGAAAAGGUUUUCAAAGCAGAAUAUCAAAAGGCUUGGGAAGGAAGCACAAGUUUUAAAAGAGAAGAAACUGAUGAAGAGUUUAAGCCCUUCGGCCAGUGUGCCACAAGUUCUAUGCACCUGUGCUGAUCAAACACAUGCUGGGAUACUGCUAAAUACAAGCCUUGCUUGCCCAGUUGCUUCAAUACUUCAUUUGCCACUUGAUGAACCAUCUGCACGGUUUUGUGCUGCCUCUGUUGUUUCUGCCUUAGAAGAUUUGCACAAGAAUGGUGUUCUAUACAGAGGUGUGUCUCCAGAUGUCCUAAUGUUCGAUCAGACAGGACAUAUACAGCUAGUGGACUUUAGAUUUGGGAAGGAGUUAUGCGGUGAAAGAACAUUUACAAUAUGUGGAAUGGCAGACUCUUUAUCACCUGAGAUAAUCCAGGGAAAAGGCCACGGUCUUCCUGCUGACUGGUGGGCAUUGGGAGUCCUGAUCUAUUUCAUGCUACAAGGUGAAAUGCCAUUUGGGUCAUGGAGAGAAAGUGAGCUUGACACUUUCGCAAAGAUUGUGAGGGGACAGCUUACUCUGCCAGAGACUUUCAGCCCUGAAGCUGUUGAUCUCAUCACCAAGUUUCUUGAAGUUGAUGAAAGCACAAGACUUGGAAGCCAAGGUGCUGACUCUGUGAAAAGUCAUCCAUGGUUUCAUGGCAUUGAUUGGAAAAGGAUCGCGGAUGGUAGCUUUCCUGUUCCUCAUGAGAUAAUUUCUCGUAUAACUCAACAUUUGGAAAAUCAUUCCGACGACCUCACUGCUACUCUACUUUCCCCACCACGUGACUUAGAAGAACUCAAUACUCCAGAAUGGCUUGAAGACUGGUAAAAUAAUACGUCCCUAAGAUGGAUUUUUGAUUCAUAAACCUUUUUGGAGUGGAGUUCUUUCUCCCCUAGCAUGAUUGAUUCAUGGUGCAUUUGAAGUUAUGAGCUUACAAAUUCAAUGGAGAAAGACAAGCCCCUUCUGGGACCUGAUUUUUAUUUGAUAGCCGUGGAGAAGAAAUUUUUCCUUUAAAAGCUUUCACGUACUUGGCCGCGUAGGAAGCUCAACAGAGAGGCUGUGAAUAGAAUUUCUUUUUUAAAAAAUAUUUUUUGUUCUCACCCACUCCUGUAAAUAUGUAUUUUUGUAAAUGAAUGAGCUAUGCCUCUUUUUUUUUUUUUUUCCUUCUAAAAAUGAAAUUCUGGUUCUUUAUCAAUCAUAUGUAAUGGUUGUUGAUGGUGACCAAAUUGAUUUGGUUACUGUAUUUUGUUGUAUUGUUGAUGUCAUAGAUAUACAGCAUUUAUUUGUUAGUUUGGACAUUGAUCAUUAAAUAAAUAAAUAACGUUCAGUAGUUGGGAUUGAAA